Molecule: messenger RNA, 4770 nt
Organism: Hyaloscypha bicolor E
Lineage: Eukaryota; Fungi; Ascomycota; Leotiomycetes; Helotiales; Hyaloscyphaceae
Exons: 5
Coding region: 158-4624 (1488 amino acids)
Biological process (GO): DNA damage response; protein polyubiquitination
Cellular component (GO): nucleus
Molecular function (GO): ATP binding; ATP-dependent chromatin remodeler activity; ubiquitin protein ligase activity
Source: RefSeq, a predicted model, not a curated record
CUUCUUUCACACGACUCCACGAUUCUCUGUACCACUGGUGGUAUGCUCACCCAGCCUCAAGCUAGAGCAUGCUCAAAGAGUUUUCAAACCCCUGAAGCGAUUUGUAAAUGUUUGUUGAGAGCAUCCAUCUCCUGCAGACAACUGCACUUUCGACGUCAUGCCUCCUCGAAUGAAGCAAACUCCUCGAGGGCCUCCAGGACCCGUCGGUGGCAGACACGAUUCACAAGCUUCAUCUUUGCCCUCGCCGGGUAUUGCAACUCCUAACAAUGAACAUGUAUCGUUGACCUCAUCCGAAAGUGGCUCCUCAGAAUCCUCUCCUCGCGAGCUCCCCGACCAGCUCAUCGAAUUCGUUUCCCAGCAGAACAAUGUCUCCGAACCUCCUCGUAAGCGACAGAAAUUUAAAACUGCGAGCUCGCUGCCGACCAAGGACCCUGAACUCGAACAUAUAAUAGUUCACCAGUGUCGCUGGGAGAUUCGGUGUGUUGGGUCCAAGUUAUCCAACUCUGACAUACCCAUGGAAAGGAGUGAUAUUGGACCAUAUGUUUAUUCGACCCAGCCCUGGGGAUCCCCCGCCUCUCUUUAUAUCGUUGGUGAGACGAGACAGCAGGUCUUCCAUGGGAAAAUACCUCUGACGGAAGGCAUGGAAGAUGUUCACCUGGCGCUGCUCGUCCACCAGGAGUCAAGAAAAUGGGCUAGGUUACAGGGCAGACUGUGGACUGAGUUCGGGAUUUCCUUGUACCAGAAAAAUGGACUCGAUUGCAUUGAGUUGAUCUUUACAAUAAAAUGGAAUACGACUACCUCGCCACAUAACGUUCUGCAAGCUACUACUAAGACUCUAGCACUGUUGAAAGUCAUGGCACGAUACUUUCCUGACCAAAAUGUUACCAAAGCCGAGAAAUGGUCUCCUCGGGACUUUUAUCAAAGCGUCCAUUCAACCGAUAAGAACGAUGCAUCCUCAGCCUCCAUGAGAAUUGAAGAGUUGGAGUCGGAAUUAUAUCCGUUCCAGAAGAGAGCUGUUCGGUGGCUUCUACGAAAGGAGGGGGUUGAGUGGUCUGCCAAAGGAGGUGUCAAAGAUGCUUCCAUUCCGAAUGGCAAGGCCUUACCCAACUCAUUCAUCCAAGCGAAAGAUUUCUUUGGUCGGCCAUGUUAUGCCAGCCAUUUAUUUGGAAUUGUUACCCUUGAUGUUGGUCCUUUUCUGGCCUCGGAGCAGCAACUGAAUGGCGGUAUUCUCGCAGAAGAGAUGGGUCUUGGGAAGACGGUCGAGAUGAUUUCUUUGAUCACACUUCACAAGCGUCCCAAUGACGGCACGACCAAUGUUUUCGACCAUUUUACCGGCAGAGACGUGCAAAAAACUGCAGCCACAUUGAUUAUCACUCCACCAUCUAUUCUUCAGCAAUGGAUAUCCGAGAUCAACAGACACGCUCCGCAUCUUAGAGUUUUGCAUUAUGUGGGCAUAAAGGCAAAAAGCAAGGUCAAGCCCUCCGACCUCUUGAAUAAGCUGGCGACAUCAGAUAUCGUUAUCUCAACAUAUUCUGUACUCGCUGCCGAGAUCAAUUUCACGCAAUUGAACCCGACCAAGAAGCUACGCAACGAGUCCAAAUAUCCACGACCGAAAAGCCCCAUCAUGCAAUUAUCUUGGUGGCGGAUUCUCCUGGACGAGGCGCAAAUGGUUGAGAGUGGAGUCAGUAAGGCAGCCGUUGUGGCAAGGAUGAUUCCGCGCGAAAAUGCAUGGUGUGUUACUGGAACGCCUGUGAGGAAAGACGUGAACGAUCUCUUAGGCCUAUUAGUAUUUCUUCGUUAUGAGCCAUAUGCCUCGAUGAAGCACAUCUGGUCCUCACUGAUCUCAUCCCAUAAGAAUGAGUUCCACAAGCUCUUUGGAUCGUUAGCUCUUCGCCAUAACAAGCAGAGUGUCCGUGACGAGCUCAGACUCCCUGCUCAACGAAGAUAUGUAAUCACAAUGCCCUUUACUUCGAUAGAGGAACAACACUACCAAGAGUUAUUCAAUCAGAUGUGUGAAGAGGUCGGGUUGGAUGCUCAAGGGGCACCCCUUUUAGAUAAUUGGAAUCCGGAUGAGGUGUCCGAUGUCAUGCGACGUUGGCUGGUGCGUCUUCGCCAGACCGUCCUUCAUCCUGAGGUUGGAGGCCGAAACAGGCGUGCACUAGGGCAAAAGGAUGGUCCUCUGCGGACUGUAGAUCAAGUGUUGGAUGUGAUGAUGGAUCAAACUGAUGUUUCUAUCCGGGCCGACCAAAGAGCUCUACUCACAUCCAGGCUGCGAAGAGGUCAAUUGUUUGAAAACUCUCCACGAGUUCAGGAAGCUUAUGACAUCUGGGCAGAAGUCGUUACUGAGGCCCGUGCCAUUGUGGAAGAAUGUCGAGCACAGCUUAGCGAAGAGCAAGCAAAAUUCCCAGUUGAUGGAAAGACAUCCUCGGCCAAUCGAAGCUGGCAAGUCUCUGGGACGGAUAGCGAUGAAGAUGAGCAAGAAGAGAUUGAUCCAACUUCGCGUUUGAGCGUUUUCCGAAUGCGACUGAGGAAUGCUUUAGAGAUUGAACACAUGGCGAUAUUCUUUCGUGCGAACGCCUAUUUCCAGAUCAAGUCAAACGAGGACAUGACAAAGCCCGAUACUCUUGAAUUUGAAGCGCUAGAAAAGCUCGAGACCGAGGGCUAUGAUGAGGCUAAGAAGUUGAGGCGCGAAAUUUUGCAAGAGAUCUUUCGAAAAGCGGACAAGCUCAUGAGAACUAUAGCGAAACGAGCUGCUACCCAGACUUUUGCACAAAUUCCCGAAUUCCUUUCUAACCCGCCGAGAGGUGGUCUCGAGAGUCGACGAAUUAUGGAGCAGCUGGAUACCUUAGCCAUCGCCCUUGAUUCCCAGGCAAAUAAACUUGACGAAUGGAGAGAACAAACUGUGCAAUUUCUUCUGCGCUCUCUGGUGGACGAAGAAGAGGGUAUAGAGAUCACAGGAGACGAAUAUGAGGAGUCGACCAAAACACAGGAUGAAGUAAUGGUCUAUGUUCAGGCAUUGAGAGCGGCAAUUGCGGACCGCCACGAUGCCUUGACCGGACAAGAGAACCAGCUCGUUGCACAUGAGAUCAAGACAACACUCCGCCUGGCAAAAGACGGCGAGGGACCUUUCCCAGAGAAAACGCUUGAAUUACUCAACGCCCGAGCACAAUUGAAACCUACGAAAGAAAUGGGCUCUGUUCGCGGAAUCGUUGCUGAGCUCCGGGCCCUAGCAAUGUCGUUGAGACCUGACGCUGAGAACGGCAGCAUGAGAGCGCAAAAUGAGCUUUCAAUUGUCGAGAAACAGCUCAAUGCUACGCAGAAGCAGUUUAGUGAGCAGACUAAAGUUACAGCGGCAUUAGAAAAGGAGGUGGAGCUCUUUACAAACGUGAUGAAUACCCGCUUGGAAUACUACCGGCAAUUGCAAUUUAUCUCCGACACGGUAGCACCAUAUGAAGGCCCAAACAACGAAAGGGUGCUUGCAAGAAUGCUCGAGGACGAAGCAAAACUCUCUCGAAAGAUUGCCACCGCAAAAUCAAAACGACGAUACUUAGAUCAUCUAAGAAUGGAGGCGACAAAUCAAAAAGAACAACGAAUGUGCGUAAUCUGCAGAGAAACAUUUGAAAUUGGAGCGCUUACCGUGUGUGGCCACCAAUAUUGUAAAGAGUGCAUCCAUUUCUGGUGGAGUUCUCACCGCAACUGCCCUGUCUGCAAGCGGAAGUUGAUCCAAGCCGAUCUCCAUGACAUUACUUAUAAGCCACAGGAACUCACAAUUGAAGCUGAGGAGGUCCACGAAGCUCAUGAGAGGUCGUCACCGUCUUCGACAUCAAGGAGAUCUGCCAUCUAUUCCGAAAUCAGCAAGAGCAAACUUGCAGAGAUCAAGAAUAUUGAACUGGACGGGCCAUCUUUCACAACAAAAGUUGAUACCUUAGCCAGGCAUCUCAUGUGGUUGAGGGAGACAGACCCAGGAGCCAAAUCCAUCAUCUACUCUCAAUUCAGGGACUUUCUGGACGUCUUAGCUCGUGCGUUCCAGCGAUUCAGAAUCGGAUUUUCGUCAAUCGACAAGCCCAAUGGUAUCGAGAGAUUUAAGAACGACCCAGGCGUCGAAUGUUUCUUACUCCAUGCUCGAGCGCACAGUUCAGGGUUGAACUUGGUCAACGCAAGCCAUGUCUUCCUCUGUGAGCCCCUUUUGAACACAGCUCUUGAGCUCCAAGCCAUCGCUCGUGUCGAUCGAAUCGGACAACACCAAGAGACGAAUGUCUGGCUUUAUUUGGUAGACGGCACAGUGGAAGAAUCCAUUCACCAGCUCUCUGUCAAGAAACGCAUGGAGCAUAUCGGUCAAAGAUUGUCAGCCGGAAAGGGUAAACAGAAAGAGUUGAGUCCUGAUGAGCUCCUCGACACAAACCUCGAAGAAGCCAAUUCGAUGGAAUUGCAGCAAGCUUCGUUGACUGGUUUGCUAGCCAAAGGCGGCAGAGGGGGUGAAAUGAUUGAGAAAGAGGAUCUGUGGGAUUGUUUGUUUGGUGGUGUUGGACAGCGAAAUACGGCGAUCCGUACGCUGGAGAACGAUCCCGAGAUUCGGCAGCACCUUGCAGCUGAGGCAGCUCAGGAGAGACUGGCUGUUGCUUGAAGAGUCCAGGUGUUGUCCUGGUUGCACUAACUUAUUGGGUAUAUCUAUGGACUUUGCAGGUAAAUUCCUGGGCAAUACAUUUGCAGAAUAGAUAAUAGACACAUGAGCGAACGAACACGCAUAUCUGAAAGAACUUUAACCACUGG